CAUGAAGAGUGGUAGCAUGCCGGUCUUUUUCUCUUUAAAUUCCGUACGACUUUGUGUUGAAACGUUCAUGAUACGCGCACCCGGCAGCGCGUUCACAACCCUUUGAUUUAGGGAAACUGCUGUCUACUCUCUCUUCAGCCUGUUAAUCAUUGACUCCUGCCACCGCAAACCACCGUACUCCACCACCUCACUCAAUCACACAGUCACUUCAAUUUUAUAAAAUCUCUAGAUUACAUCACCGUUUUAGAGAGAGAGAGCGCUUCCGUAUUUGUCUGCCGGUUCGUAUUUCUCGCUACCUUCCGACGGUUUGGAGAGAGAAAGCUGGAGAUGCAACAUCGUUUUUAGAGAGAGAAACUGCGGAUACUGAACCUCAGAGAUAGAUACAGCUUCCGUAUUCGUAUUUCUGCCUACUUACCGACUGUUUAGAGAGACAAAUCUGGAGAUACUGUAGCCGGAGAUACCGAGCCUUAGAGAGAGAGAGAGACAUCUUCAGUGUUCGUCCGCCGGUUCGUAUAUACUUUCCGACGGUGAGGAGAGAGAGAGAGAAUUUGAGUUUCAUUUGCAUUUGCAUUCGUAUUCCGAUGUAUUGAAGAUUUGAUUCUACUAGGUCUGAAUCUGUUUAACCUAGGGUUAAUUUGAAUCCGUUCUGAUUGAAAUUGAAGUGCUGAGGCUGACAGUUAUGCAAAUCUGUGAAGUUCGAGUUUUAGGUUUCUGAUCUGAAUACUUGUUGGUGAAAGAUGGAUGUGGAUUCGUCAAUGGUGUCGUCUCCGUCGCCGGAGGUUAAUGAUAGUAACAGUAACGAUGUAAGUACUAAUGGUGGUGAGCUGGAGGAGCGGCCGGGAGGUCAGGUGCAGCAGACAAGUACAGGUCUGGUAGGUGGGCCGAGGCUUGCGCCUACUUACUCUGUGGUGAAUGCUAUAUUAGAGAAGAAGGAGGAUGGUCCUGGACCGAGGUGUGGGCAUACUUUGACUGCAGUGGCUGCGGUUGGGGAGGAAGGGACCCCGGGUUAUAUCGGUCCCAGGCUUAUACUGUUUGGUGGUGCAACUGCUCUUGAGGGUAACUCUGCUAAUGCCGGAACUCAAACCUCUGCGGGCGGCGGAAUUCGUUUAUCAGGUGCUACUGCUGAUGUGCAUUGUUAUGACGUAUUGACAAAUAAAUGGUCUAGAAUAACUCCUUUUGGAGAACCACCUACGCCAAGGGCAGCUCAUGUGGCGACUGCUGUAGGUACCAUGGUGGUUAUUCAGGGUGGCAUUGGUCCAGCUGGCUUAUCUGCCGAGGAUCUUCAUGUUCUUGACCUUACACAACAACGGCCCCGAUGGCAUAGAGUGGUGGUCCAAGGCCCAGGCCCAGGCCCAAGAUACGGGCACGUCAUGGCUUUAGUGGGGCAACGAUAUCUUAUGGCAAUUGGUGGAAAUGAUGGGAAGCGACCUCUUGCUGAUGUAUGGGCGUUGGAUACAGCUGCUAAGCCGUACGAAUGGCGGAAAUUGGAACCAGAGGGAGAAGGUCCACCACCAUGCAUGUAUGCCACUGCAAGUGCACGCUCUGAUGGUCUUCUAUUGCUUUGUGGGGGACGAGAUGCAAACAGUGUGCCUCUGGCAAGUGCUUAUGGACUUGCAAAGCAUAGAGAUGGUCGCUGGGAAUGGGCAAUUGCUCCUGGUGUCUCACCAUCUCCCCGUUAUCAACAUGCAGCGGUUUUUGUUAAUGCGCGGCUCCAUGUUUCUGGGGGUGCCCUUGGUGGUGGACGCAUGGUGGAGGACUCAUCAAGUGUAGCAGUUCUGGAUACUGCAGCAGGAGUGUGGUGUGAUACGAAAUCGGUUGUCACGACUCCACGGACAGGUAGAUAUAGUGCUGAUGCUGCUGGUGGAGAUGCUGCGGUCGAAUUGACAAGACGCUGUAGGCAUGCUGCUGCUGCUUUUGGUGAUUUGAUAUUUAUUUAUGGCGGUCUACGUGGAGGGGUGUUGCUAGAUGAUCUUCUAGUUGCUGAAGAUCUUGCUGCUGUUGAAAUGACCUCUGCAGCAUCACAAGCUGCAGCAGCUGCUGCUGCAUCAAAUGCACAGUCAGCAAGGUUACCAGGAAGGUACGGUUUUGCUGAUGACAGAACAAGACAGACAACCGAAGCACCUUCUGAUGGCUCGGUUGUACUCGGUAAUCCUGUUGCUCCACCUGUAAAUGGUGACAUGUAUACAGAUAUUAGCACUGAAAACGCCAUGUUUCAAGGCUCACGCAGGAGACUGAGCAAAGGAGUUGAAUAUUUGGUUGAGGCGUCAGCAGCAGAAGCCGAGGCUAUUGCUGCAACCCUAGCUGCUGCAAAAGCACGACAGUCAAACGGAGAAGUUGAAUCGCCAGAUAGGGAUCGUGGAGCAGAGGCUACUCCUAGUGGGAAACAGAACAACCCGGAUGCUGACGUGGCAAAUAAUUCCGCUCCAACUGGAGUGCGAUUGCAUCACCGAGCUGUGGUAAUAGCUGCAGAAACCGGUGGAGCGUUAGGUGGUAUGGUCAGACAGCUAUCCAUAGAUCAGUUCGAGAACGAGGGAAGACGGGUCGGUUACGGAACUCCUGAAAACGCAACUGCAGCAAGGAAACUUCUAGAUCGACAAAUGUCUGUUAACAGUGUGCCCAAAAAGGUGAUAGCUCGUUUAUUGAAGCCUCGUGGGUGGAAGCCGCCUGUUCGUCGCCAGUUUUUUCUUGAUUGCAGUGAAAUUGCUGAUCUUUGUGAUUGUUCUGAACGAUUAUUUUCAAGUGAACCUACCGUUCUGCAAUUAAGGGCUCCUGUAAAGAUAUUUGGUGAUUUGCAUGGCCAAUUUGGUGACCUUAUGAGACUUUUUGAUGAGUAUGGGUCCCCAUCAACUGCUGGAGACAUUGCAUAUAUCGAUUAUCUCUUCUUAGGAGAUUAUGUUGAUCGAGGUCAACACAGCUUGGAAACUAUCUGUCUUCUCUUAGCGUUAAAGGUCGAGUAUCCACACAAUGUACAUUUAAUUCGAGGGAAUCAUGAAGCUGCCGAUAUUAAUGCUCUUUUUGGCUUCCGAAUUGAGUGUAUCGAGCGCAUGGGUGAGAGAGAUGGAAUUUGGGUAUGGCAGCGGAUAAACAGAUUAUUCAAUUGGUUGCCACUCGCGGCUCGAAUUGAAAAAAAGAUUCUCUGUAUGCACGGUGGUAUUGGACGAUCAAUCAACCAUGUUGACCAGAUCGAAAAUCUUCAGCGACCAAUUACAAUGGAAGCUGGUUCUAUAGUUCUUAUGGAUUUGCUGUGGUCUGACCCAACGGAAAAUGACAGCGUGGAAGGCUUAAGACCAAACGCCAGAGGUCCCGGGUUGGUUACUUUUGGGCCUGAUCGCGUGAUGGAGUUCUGUAACAACAAUGAUCUACAACUCAUUGUACGUGCACACGAAUGUGUAAUGGAUGGCUUUGAGCGUUUUGCUCAGGGACAUUUAAUUACCCUUUUUUCAGCCACUAAUUAUUGUGGGACUGCAAAUAACGCGGGUGCAAUAUUAGUACUGGGUCGAGAUCUUGUAGUAGUUCCAAAACUUAUUCAUCCACUACCGCCUGCAGUUUCAUCACCCGAAACAACUUCCCCCGAACGACAUAUAGAAGAUACAUGGAUGCAGGAGCUUAAUGCAAACCGACCGCCAACACCAACUAGGGGUCGACCACAAGUAACCAAUGAACGAGGCUCUCUUGCAUGGAUGUAAACUCUCUUCAAAAUUAUACGAGUCAUACGCACUAGCCCUCCUGGGAACGUGAUGCACAUGUGGGCCCACAAUUAGUGAAAUGAACCGAUGCCACAUGGAACGCGGUUAUUGUGAUUGACAAAGGAGAUCAGGUUAUCGGUUUGUGGGAUGGUGGUGAUGCUUUCGUCGAAUGAUUUUUGAUGAUAGAGAUAGGUGUGUUGUAAUAUUGGUUUUUUGUUUAUUUUUCUGAAAAUUAGAAUGAGUUAUAAACUAAAAAGAAGUGAAAUAUGAGGUGAUCAUUGUGUGUAAGUUGGUGUUUUGUGGGUUUUUGUUGGAUGAUGUAACAUUUGUUUGAAGAUAAUGAAGCUUCUUUGGUGACAACAAUUUAA
Helianthus annuus (common sunflower) is the source of this 4054-nucleotide messenger RNA. Its product is annotated as serine/threonine-protein phosphatase BSL3. Lineage: Eukaryota; Viridiplantae; Streptophyta; Magnoliopsida; Asterales; Asteraceae. Gene Ontology annotation, molecular function: protein binding; phosphoprotein phosphatase activity. The record is from RefSeq and is a predicted model, not a curated record. The transcript has 21 exons. Gene Ontology annotation, biological process: brassinosteroid mediated signaling pathway. Bases 738 to 3686 code for a protein of 982 amino acids.